This is a messenger RNA of Rana temporaria (common frog), 2712 nucleotides long. It is a transcript of the gene CSF2RB, whose product is annotated as colony stimulating factor 2 receptor subunit beta. Gene Ontology annotation, biological process: cytokine-mediated signaling pathway; immunoglobulin mediated immune response. The record is from RefSeq and is a predicted model, not a curated record. The coding region runs from base 153 to 2486 and encodes 777 amino acids. Gene Ontology annotation, molecular function: cytokine receptor activity; protein binding. The transcript is spliced from 14 exons. Gene Ontology annotation, cellular component: external side of plasma membrane; membrane. Lineage: Eukaryota; Metazoa; Chordata; Amphibia; Anura; Ranidae.
ACACAGGAAAAGAGUCAGACACGUCUUUCUCAUGCACAGAGAAGUACUCACAGAUAUUGGGUGGAUGCAGUAUUAAGUAGUGAGAUUUCAUUUACAUGGAGGCAGUCAAUGAAGGACGCAGGACCAUGAGAUGAAAACAGGAAGUGAAGAAAAUGAGGACAUCAUACAGUCUCUAUAGAUUUUGUAUUCAAAUCUUCACCCUGCAGUACAUACAGAGAAUACACGGCUUGGAACCUCUAGACUCCCUGAGAUGUGUUAAUAACUUCAAGGAAAACUGGACAUGUCACUGGACAGAAAUGGAGAAAGUGCAAGAAAUGCUUCCUUUGAUACUCUACCACUGGAAUAAUCUGGACAGAUUUAGACAUCGCUGUGAUCCCUUUGACUCUCAAAACCAGGAAGAUGGCAACGUUGUGAUAGGCUGCCGCUUUAAUGACAUAUUCAGCUCUUUAGCAACUACCCACUUUGCCUUCGUACCAGAAUGGGAUGUACACGCAGAGACUUGCAUUAUACCAGCAUCUAUAGUUCAGAUGCUCCCGCCGAACGAUCUCAAAGUCCAAAUGUCCAACAAUGGCAAAAUUACUCUGACCUGGAAGAUGCCAAAAAACGUACACUCUUCAUCAUCUCUUCUGUACCAAGUCAAGUAUUGUAGAAAGGAUUGGGAAACGUGGGAGGAUGCUGUUUCAUUAGAUGUCUUGGGAAAGAUGGAAGUCCGUUUCAAGCCUCGUUCAUUUGUCCCUGGGAGCACCUACCUUUUUAAAAUGCGAUCUGUGGCACAAAAAGAUCCAGCAUAUCGCAGUGCAUGGAGCAAAGAACUGACCUGGACUAUGCCUGCAGAUGAUAGAGCCAUUAUUCAAAAUUUAAAAUGUGAAUAUGAUGGAUCUGAGAUGAGGUGCGGUUGGGAGGCGAGGAGAGAACUGAUAAGCACUGUGUCCUUUACUAUGUACUACACAGAAACCCCUACAGAUUGCAAUAAUGUCGCUUCAAGCCGUAGUGCAUCUCCUGAUGGAAACAAAUCAUGUAUUGUUGAGAUGAUUGGAACUAAAGACAGCGUGCCUUAUGUACAGUACAGAUGUUCACUGCAGGUACCUUCAUCUCAGGCAAACAAUUCCUUUAGUAUCCAAGUCAGAACGCAGGAGGAGGUGAAAACUCUGAAAGCCUGUGAGAAUAUUCAGACCGAGUCCCCUACAGCUCUCAAAAUAAAAGGCAAGUCAAACAAUGGAUAUACACUGAGAUGGGACCCACCAAAGGUUGACUUCCCCACUAUCCAAUUAACAUACCAGUUGUGUUACUGGAAGGAGGGAGAACAGGAAUGUCCUUCUUACUCAUUGGUCAAUGUCUCUGGUAAUCCACCUGAAUAUUACUUUCCAGUUUCUAAACUUGAGGGCUCCACUCACUACGCAGCCAAAGUGCGUGCAAAGCCUGAUGAAAAGUCUCUGUAUAAUGGCCCAUGGAGUGUAUGGAGCCAGAGCUGUUCCUGGAAGACAACCUUCGUUCUAACAACAAACAUCAUAGGCAUAUUUGUCUUUAUUCUCUCUGUCACUGGUUCACUGUUAGCAUUUUUUGCAUUCAGGCAUUACAAGAGGUUGAAGAAAAGGUUCGAUGAUUCCUUACCCAACCCCAGCAAGAGCAAACUACUCACAGGCUACUCACUGGGAUACUGGAAACUGAGCUUCAGCCCAUUUUUACAUCAAGACUUUUAUGCAGAAGAGGAAAAAAAUUCAAUAUGUGUUCCAAUCAGUCCAGUAGCACCACAGUCAACGUAUGAAUCAGCAGAAGAAUUGGAGACAGAGAAAGCUCAACGUUCUGGUGAUUGUCUGCUGGGAGCUAGAGUAUUACCACCACUAGAAGAGGAGAAGGUUAUCCCUGACCAGAGCAAGUGUGAAUCUCUGGACACUGGAGGUAAAGGUGACAUUACUACAGUGCCUGCAUCAGAGGAUAAGAAAGGUCUUUCUAAAAAGAGCUGUAUUGGGCCAUAUAUGAAGUUCACUGGUGCUCAGUCAAUGUCGAAUUUAGUUUCAAAUGAAGCAAAGCAUUCUGGGUAUUUUAGCCUCCCUAGAUGCCAAGCUGAGAUAUUUAAUCUUCCUAAAGAAACCACCCAAUCAUGUAAACCUCAGCCACCAGGGAAUGAAAUGGGUUAUGUGAUUAGUAUGGAGAAACCAUUUUCUGUUCAGCCAAUGCAGAAUGAUAUCAAGAAAUGUGCUCCUGAUAACAAAUACUUUGCAAUCCCUGCAUCUUCCGACUUCCAAGUAUCACCAGAAGGACCCUUGAUGAUGAUUAACCCUGAUGGCGCUGGGCCACUUUUGCUGAAGCAAGUUGGAGAUUACUGUUUUUUCCCUGGACUUUGUGGAAGCCAAGAAAAUUUAGAAAGAAAAAUGACACCAGCCAGUGAACAAAACCAGCAAAAUGCACCAGAAGACCCUCCUCUACCUGCUGUACAAGCAUUCAAAGUCAUGCAAAGAGGGUACCUUGCUUUGCCACAUACUUAGACUUACACUUGUUGCUUUUUAGUACUUUGCAAUAGAUGUGAAUGUUUUUUUUUUGUACUGUAUGAAUAUUAACACAAGGCUUGAAGUUUCAGGAUUUUCAGUGUUUAUAGAAAACGUUUUUCUAGCUGUCUCACCAAUCACUAUAAUCAAUGCAUUGCUGUGGUAAACUUGAUAGCAGAAAGCAAUUGAUGCCUCAAUAAAAGUAGCCCGGUGCUGAUAACUUUGA